This is a messenger RNA of Trichosurus vulpecula (common brushtail), 2455 nucleotides long. It is a transcript of the gene LETMD1, whose product is annotated as LETM1 domain containing 1. Gene Ontology annotation, cellular component: mitochondrial inner membrane. Gene Ontology annotation, biological process: intracellular monoatomic cation homeostasis. Bases 212 to 1294 code for a protein of 360 amino acids. Gene Ontology annotation, molecular function: ribosome binding. The record is from RefSeq and is a predicted model, not a curated record. The transcript has 9 exons. NCBI's taxonomy places the organism in Eukaryota, Metazoa, Chordata, Mammalia, Diprotodontia, Phalangeridae.
GCCCCCAAUGGGACCCAGCCCUGAGUUGCUCGAGGUUCCUGCUUUUCCGAUCUCCCUCUUUGGACUAGAGCCAAGCGGGUUAAAGGAACAGCGCCUGGAGAGCUGGGGGCACCAAUCCUCUUUCACGGGAGGCGCGUGCGCAAAUGGACUCACGACCUCUCAGUGACCUUUGACCGCCGGCGGCCUCUUUCCCCCCUCCCGCUGUGUUAAGAUGGCGCUGUCCAGGGUCUACUGGAGACGCGUCUCUCUGGGUGGUGCGGCCGUUCCCCUGGGACCCCUCUUCUCUUUGCGGCUGCACCCUGGGCGCCGGAGCCCGGCCUGGGGCCCUCCUAGACCUUCCAGGCUCCACCUCUCCCCAAAGCUAGAUGUGAAGAGCAUUGUCUCUUCUCUCGUGGCCAAGACCAAGGUGGUCAAUGAGAAAUAUAAUCGCUUCUUGGAGCAUCGCUUCCCCCGAUUCUUUGUCGUGUAUUCAGCCUUCACGAAAGGAUUUCGGAUGCUUUUGGCUGAUGCAAAAAAGACUAGAAGAAUAAAAGCAUUUAUGUCCCAGAAAAAAUUAAUGUUUCAUCAGCUCUCAUACCGGGACAUGGAACAUUUGAGACAGUUUCGACGAGAUGUCGCCAAGUGUCUUUUCCUGGGCAUCAUUUCCAUCCCACCCUUUGCCAACUACCUGGUCUUCCUGCUGAUGUACUUGUACCCUCGGCAACUGCUGAUCCACCAUUUUUGGACCUCAAAGCAGCAGCUGGAAUUCUUGGACAUCUACCAUGCUCGACGAAAGCAGUCCCAUCAAGAGAUCCUCAACUGCUUGGAAAAGGCCAUCCCUUUGAUCUCAAAUACGGCUCUCCAAAGGCAUUUUACACAGCUGUGCACCAAGGUUCAGAAUGGUGCUCAGCCAGGUAUAAAUGAUCUGCUGCUUUUGAAGAAGUGUUUUUCUGUCUAUCCCCUGGACAUAGCUCAUCUUUCCGUUCCACACAUUAAAGCCUUGAGCCGGGCCGUGCUUCUCACACCUCACCUACCGUCUGUUUUGCUGAGAUACCGUCUGAAUAAACACACCACUGUGCUUCACCACCUAGACAAAGCUUUGAAAAGACUUGGGACUGGCCAGCUGACUGCUCAGGAAGUAAAAUCGGCUUGUUAUCUUCGUGGCCUGGAUUCCACCCACCUUGCUGAAGACUGGUGCCGAAUUUGGCUGGAAGAAUGGCUACAGCUUUCCUGUAGCCUGAAAAAUGCUGAGACGUCCCUCUUGCUGCAUGCUGUGGUCUUACUUUCCACCAACUACUCUGGGACAAGGCACUGAGGGAGCUGCUAGAAAGGAUGAGACUGUCCUUUACCCUUUCUGGAGAUGUAGCCUGGGACCACAGCACCCAUCAGCCACAGACCCACAUAGAGGAACGAAUGCUGCAGGCCUGGCAGUGUGGUACCUGAAGGAGGAGGAAGUCCUGUUAUUGCCCUUUCAGCUGGAGCUGAGAGUCUGUUCACAUGGUCGAGUCCUGGUGGGGAUUGGUCCCCACACAAUCUGGCAGCAGCCCUGUGCAUUGGAGCCCCAUUUGUGAUUGUAAUCAAGUUCAGGUCCUAUUUACUAAGGCCUUAUCUGCUGCUAUGUUCUUUCUGGCUGGUUUUCCACUGAACUAAAUGCUUGGACAAGACGGGAAACAAAGCUUCCUAAGCUGAGCACUUAAUGCCCCAGAAUAGUCUUCUGUCCCUUUCUAAAGUUGCCAGAGAAGAACACUCUUUUUCUUCCUCCUUUCUAACUUUGUCCCUUUAGUAACUCCUGAAAAAGGGAAGUAUUUUCCUUUCGUAGAGAAUGUCUCCCCUAUCCUGCCCUCCUCUCUCACACGUUUGCACUUUUACCUACCUUGUCUUAAUUUCUGGGCCAUAGCACCUGUGGAUCUUAAGAUUCCUGGUUCCUUCCACUGUGUUGUCAAUACCCACCCUUCACUGUCACAGUGGCAGUGGUGUUUGGGCCACAGAUAACACCAGGAAAAUACCAGUUAGUGCCUGGCUCAGUGAAUCCAUCCAUGGGAAGGUCUGUACCUAAGGUACUGUGAACUGGGUUUAGUUUUCUAUGUGUACAUGUCAGUGAUUUGUAAGUUACUGUAAAUGCAUGAACCAACAUGUUUCAAACACACGAUUUAAUUAAACUAAUAGAGACUGCCUUGUCAUAAGUUCUGUGACUUAAAAUGUAAAUUAUGGAAAAAGAGCUAGACUAAAAUUGUUUUCUUUUUUUAAAUAAAAUACUCUUCAGGGUCCUGAUGGUAGAUAGAGGGGUUUCCUGGAUAAAUCUGUAGAACUGGGUAUGGAAAAAAAGUGGCAGCUGGACAAAGAUCCCAAGAAAGGAAACAGAGUAAGGCCUGGUACCUUAGUGAACUAGGCUGAAGCUAAAGGGGUAAGAUGCAUGUUAAAUAAGAAAAACAAUAGUAAUUGAUGCUGUAAUAAAGGAUGUUUCCCUUGUAAAAUA